ACACAGAUUUUUCCCGUUAUGAUCUUCAUUCUAUAUGCCCAGGUUGAGGCCAAUUUUAAUGCCAUCCUCUGUGAGAUCAAGGCACAACUGGGUUUGACUUCGACCACGAAGUCCAAAUCUCCAACCUCGCCCCCAUCGUCCAAUGCGGUCUUAGGAGCGAAUUCUGCCCCAGAUCCCAACCUUCGUGACGCCUGUUGUCUAGCCACAGUGGCGUUAACCGAGCAUCCCUCGGCUUACAAGCAGUUUGCGGCCCAUCUUCCCUCCCUCCUUUCGGGUCUUCUCGCUAUGGUUGACGCGGAGCAGACCUCUGAUGAUGCAGGAGUUGACAGUGGCGUUACGAAUGCUACUGGGGCUUCACAACCUUCCCCUGCUGAAAAGGCUGCCACGGAUAUAUUGCAGCAUCCGCAAUUUCAUUUCUUUGCUUCUUAG
This is a messenger RNA of Hydatigera taeniaeformis, 429 nucleotides long. Lineage: Eukaryota; Metazoa; Platyhelminthes; Cestoda; Cyclophyllidea; Taeniidae. The record is from the annotation of a GenBank genome assembly.